Messenger RNA from Camellia sinensis, 588 nucleotides. RefSeq lists its product as uncharacterized. Lineage: Eukaryota; Viridiplantae; Streptophyta; Magnoliopsida; Ericales; Theaceae. The record is from RefSeq and is a predicted model, not a curated record.
AUGGCUGGCCCGUCUCAUCUAAAAAUCUUCCACUCCCUCAAAUCACCUUCUUCUUCUUCAACCUUAACCUUCAUGAAGCUCAAAACCCUAGCCCACUCUCUCAUCUUGUCCCACCUAUGCCGCCUCUCUCGUGCUCUCGCAAAGGCAAAGUCCAUUCUCAUUCAAGUUCUCAAGGGUAUCCAACUCAUUCAAUUCACUGAGUCCCUCAAGAAGAAGAAGAAGAAGAACAAACUCUUCUUUGGUUCAUUUAGACUACACUACAAUUGGUGCUCUUCUCAUGUAGUACCCGUGGCAUCGCCCGUCCUAGACCGGUUCCCCACAAGCCACAUGGAUGUGUACUACGAUUCCACGCGGAAUUCUAUUGUUUCUAAAGAUUGUGAUGACAUAGCGGAGUCACAGUUGCCGGGGUACCUCCAAUGGCUUGAAGAGAAGGUGGUUCACAAGAAUUCUGGUGGUGCUGAUGAUAUCAAUGAGAUUGAGAUUGAUAAGCUAGCAGACAUGUUCAUUGCAAGCUGCCAGGAGAAGUUCAUGUUGGAGAAACAAGAGUCCUAUAGGAGAUUCCAAGAGAUGAUGGCUAGAAGUGUGUGA